Papaver somniferum (opium poppy) is the source of this 676-nucleotide messenger RNA. RefSeq lists its product as uncharacterized. The record is from RefSeq and is a predicted model, not a curated record. NCBI's taxonomy places the organism in Eukaryota, Viridiplantae, Streptophyta, Magnoliopsida, Ranunculales, Papaveraceae. The transcript is spliced from 3 exons. The coding region runs from base 34 to 663 and encodes 209 amino acids. Gene Ontology annotation, molecular function: zinc ion binding.
UUGGUCCCUGCUGCUGUUAAGUUGAUAAAUAAGAUGCUUGACUUGGUUGGGAAGUUUGAUACAGAAGGAAGUGUGGUUGGACAGGUUUAUUUGGUAACUAAUGUGUCUACCAAGAAAAUUUUCACAGUGAACAUUGUAGACAAACAAUGCACUUGUUUGCAAUGGCAGCUAAGGGGAUUCCCUUGUCAACAUGCUGUAUGUGCAUUGAAACUGCUCAGGCCAAACUGGAAAGAUUAUUGUGCUCCUUACUACUCUGUGGAAUAUUAUAGGACCAUAUAUGCAGAUGUUGUAAAUCCACUAGAAGACAUAAGUGAAUGGAACUGGGAAGAUAAGGCAUCCAUGGACAUCAACUUAAAGCCUCCUCCUUAUCAAAGAAAAACUGGAAGACCAGCAAAGAAGAGGAAGAGGAGCUAUGAUGAACCUGAAACUGUGGUGAAGAAAAGGAAAUGUGGAAAGUGUGGAUCUACUGCUGGUCAUAAUAAGAGAACCUGUGCUGGUGGUGAUGUUGGUAAAAACCCAACUGGAUUCAUGCCAAGCACCGAGUAUGAUGCUGCAAACUGCACCUUCACUAGUAGAGAUCAUCCUGAAAGUAGCAGUGCAAGGGGUAAAGCAAAGGUGAACAAAUCCAGAGGUACAUCUUCAUUUGUUGGUGAGUCAACAUGACCUAAAAACUUUG